UUUUUUUUUAUUUUUUUUUUCCUCUUUGUAUUUCAGAAAAAAUAAAUAAAAAUGGGUAAAGGGAAAAGAGCACAUACGAUUAGUAUCCCAAGUAUCAAUUUGACUGCACCCAAGUCAUCAGCUGAUCAUUCUUAUGCUCCUUCAAACUUUAUUGGUUCUCUUUCUGGAUCAGCUUCAGAAAAAACUCAUAGUUCAGUUGAAAGAUGGAAGCCUCCUCGUAAACCCAAAAUGAAAUACGAUGAUUUAGAACAUAAGAUGGAAGCUACUCCUCUUUAUGUUCUUGUCUGUACUUACCUUAAUUACUUUGUUCUCAUCUUAUUUGGUCAUUUAAGAGAUAUUCUUGGCAAAUUUUUCAAGCCCCAAGAUUAUAGUCAUUUAAAGAAUAGCCAGGGUUAUGCUCCCCUUGUAUCUGAUUUUGAUUCUUUUUAUACUCGAAGACUUUAUGUAAGAAUUCGUGAUUGUUUUAAUCGUCCAAUCACUGGUAUAGCUUCAAGAACAGUGAAAUUGCUUGAUAGAGUUUCUACAGAUUUUAAUAAAACAUUCAAGUUAACGGGCACAACUACAGAGGCACUUAAUUUUGCAUCCUAUAAUUAUCUUGGCUUUUCUGAUAAUCAAGGUCCCUGUGCUGAUUCUGUUGAACAUGCGGUUCAAGAAUUUGGUAUAACAGCCGCUAGUUCAAGAGCUGAAGCAGGUACAACGAAACAUAUUCAGGAAUUAGAAAAAAUAGUCGCUCGUUUUGUUGGUAAAGAAGCUGCUAUGUGUGUUAGUAUGGGCUUUGCUACUAAUUCAACCACGAUUCCUUCCUUGGUUGGUAAAGGAUGUCUCGUCAUUUCUGAUGAAUUAAAUCAUGCUUCUAUUGUCUUUGGUGUUCGUCUUUCAGGUGCUUCUGUACGUGUCUUUAAACAUAAUAAUAUGGAUGAUCUUCGUGAAUUAUUACGUGAAGUCAUUAGUCAAGGUCAACCUCGUACUCAUCGUCCUUGGAAAAAGAUUUUAAUCGUUGUUGAAGGUCUUUAUUCUAUGGAAGGUACAAUUGUUAAUCUUCCUGAACUUAUUGAACUCAAAAAGGAAUUCAAGUUUUAUUUGUACGUUGAUGAAGCACAUUCUAUUGGUGCCCUUGGUGAAAAUGGAGGAGGUGUAUGUGAUUUCUAUGGUAUUGAUCCUGCAGAGGUUGAUAUUCUCAUGGGUACAUUUACAAAAUCAUUUGGUGCAGCUGGUGGUUACAUUGCCGGUGAUAAAGCCAUUAUUGACCAUAUUCGUUUGCGUAACCAUGCCUAUAAUUAUGCUGAAUCCAUAUCAGUCCCCGUCGCUCAACAAGUAAUAACAUCUAUGAAGAUUAUUUGUGGUGAAGAUGGUACUGAUACGGGUCGAAAGAAGAUCAAGCAACUAGCAGAGAAUUCAGUUUAUUUCAUUGAACGUCUAAGAGAAAUGGGUUUUAUUGUUUAUGGUGAUCAAGGAAGUCCUGUUAUACCUUUAUUAUUGUUUAAUCCUGCAAAGAUUCCCGCGUUCUCUAGAGAAUUAUUAAAGCGUGGUAUUGCUACAGUCGUAGUCGGUUACCCUGCCACACCUAUCAUUACUUCUCGUGCUCGUUUCUGUCUAUCUUCUGCACAUACAAAAGAGGAUCUUGAUAGAACAUUACAAGCUGUAAGUGAAGUAGGUGAUAUCUUACUUCUUAAAGUCAGUAAAGAAUCAAAAUAGUGUAGAAAAAAAAAUCCCUUUUCUUUCUUUUCCCCCCCCCCCUCUUUUAGCCCCUUUCCCUCUUUUCUUCCAUUCCGAAUUCUCUCUCUUUUUUUCUACUCUCUCUUUUCGUCUCUCCCCCUCCCCUUAAAAAUAAUAAUAAUAAUAAUGUACAUGUAGCUUAAUUGAGAAAAAAAAAAUAAUUAAUAAACUAUCUGAGCCCUAAACUGUUACACACUAA
Messenger RNA from Cokeromyces recurvatus, 1915 nucleotides. RefSeq names its product pyridoxal phosphate-dependent transferase. Gene Ontology annotation, cellular component: serine palmitoyltransferase complex. The coding region runs from base 52 to 1695 and encodes 547 amino acids. Gene Ontology annotation, molecular function: pyridoxal phosphate binding; serine C-palmitoyltransferase activity. The transcript has 4 exons. The record is from RefSeq and is a predicted model, not a curated record. Gene Ontology annotation, biological process: sphingosine biosynthetic process; ceramide biosynthetic process. NCBI's taxonomy places the organism in Eukaryota, Fungi, Mucoromycota, Mucoromycetes, Mucorales, Mucoraceae.